AUGUGUGAACCCGGUGGAGUCUCGUGGUCCCUUGCCGGUCAUCCACCACCACAACCACGAUCAACCAUCAAGAUUGGAUUUUAUGAGGUGGAGAAAACAAUUGGAAAAGGCAAUUAUGCUUGCGUCAAGCUGGCCCGACAUCGAGUCACAAAAACUGAGGUAGCGAUUAAAAUUGUUGACAAGACUCGCCUCGACAAGGAGAACCUCGAUAAAGUGUAUCGAGAGAUCGAGGUGUUGAAACGGCUCAAUCAUCCACAUAUCAUCAAAUUGUAUCAGGUGAUGGAAACGACGAAUAUUAUCUACUUGGUUACCGAAUAUGCGCCGAAUGGAGAGGUUUUUGAUCUAAUCUCUCGGCAUUCUCGUCUCACCGAAGAGGAUGCUCGCUUCAAAUUCUGGCAGAUCAUCUCCGCCAUCGAUUAUUGUCACAAAAUGGGUGUUGUGCAUAGGGAUUUAAAGGCUGAAAACCUGUUAUUGGACGGAAAUUUUCGAUUAAAAAUCGCUGACUUUGGCUUCAGCAAUUUCUUCAAAGGUGAUGAACAAUUGGGGACUUUUUGCGGCUCUCCUCCCUACGCAGCUCCUGAGGUUUUUGAGGGAAGACAUUAUUCGGCCACGAGUCUCGAUAUUUGGAGUCUCGGCGUUGUACUAUAUGUGUUCGUUUGUGGAGCUCUUCCCUUCAAUGGCCCUACUCUUCAACAUUUAAGAGAUCGAGUAUUGAGUGGACGAUUUCGAAUCCCAUUCUACAUGUCACAAGAAUGCGAAAAUCUAAUCCGCAGAAUGUUGACGCUCGAUCCGACAAAAAGACCGACAAUUGAACAAAUAAAAGCUCAUAAAUGGAUGCAACAAGGGAAUGUCCAACAAAGAAUUGAAGCUGAGAUCCAACACUUCGAGAAAUACUAUCAAAGUGAGCCACAACAACAAAUUUUAAAUUUGAUGCAUGGAAUGGGAGUCGAUCAGAAUCGAACAAAAGAGUCUCUUCGGAAGCGUCAAUACGAUAAUUUCAUGGCGAUUUAUUUGUUACUCUUUGAAAGAUGGAGAAAUUCGACUUUGGAGACGACAAGAAAAAGAUCGGGGGAAAUGCACAGAACACAGACCGAUCCGGAAUUGAAUCGAGAAGAAGUGAUCUCGGUGCGUCGAGCUCGUCCACUCCUACAUUCACUCAGAGAUCACAACACUUUCAAAACAACCGAUACAACGGCUUCAAGUGGAUAUGGAGAUGAUCGAGCAUCGACUUUGUCAAGGCAAAGCACAAUUGGAACGAUUGGGAGUAUUGAUGAAGGUGUCGAAAUAGACACGGAAUGUUGCUCAUCCACAUCACCUCAACAUCUCAAUUUCACAUCGGGCGAUGAAAUGCUGGAGACCUCGCCAUGUCACAUUGAAGGUUUCGAUACAAUUGAAACGGAUUUGAUGAGCAGUCUCUCAUCAUGUCCAGCAAGUAGAAGUGAUGGGAGUCAACACAGUCAAGGCCAACACCCACUGAUCUCUAUGAAUCCUUGUCAAUGUGCAAAUUCUCCAUCCACAAGCUCUUCUCAACCAAAUUCUUCUUUUGGGGAAGGAUGGAGAGCUUCCGAUAAUAUGGUUUUCGACUCAGUCAGAGCUCCCCAUUUCCCGACUGGACAAAUCGGACAGAUCACAAAGGGGAAAGGAGUGAUGGGAGAAGUGGCGAGAUUCGCCCCACCACCUUGCCCACCAUCACCGGAUCCAAGUGAGCGUUUGCAGAGAAUGCGAAUCGGUGGUCGCCCACCGCCCGGUCGAUCUCGUCCAAUCGUUUGCAAGAGGGUUUCUCUACCGGAAAGCUUAGAAUUUCAGCCUCAAAAGUUGCUCAACAUGAAAAAAGCUUUACAUCUUGAACAACAAAUGGUCAAUGGAGGUGGAGCACCCGAAGGAUUUGAGGGAAAACCGCUGAAUCCAUUGAAAGCUCGAAUUCAACACAAACGAGCGAUCAAGUCAAGAAUGCAACUAAUGAGGCAACAGAGUUAUCAGAUGGCACAAAAGCAAAGCGUUUUGACCGGAUUGGCGACAGUGAUGGAUGAAGUGGUGGAGAUGAUGGAACCGUAUUUGGAGUCAGCUCAUGCACCCACACAACUCUCACCGAUUCAGGAUUGCACGAGGGAGGAUGGCGAG
Mesorhabditis belari is the source of this 2121-nucleotide messenger RNA. Lineage: Eukaryota; Metazoa; Nematoda; Chromadorea; Rhabditida; Rhabditidae. The record is from the annotation of a GenBank genome assembly.